Paramuricea clavata is the source of this 448-nucleotide messenger RNA. Lineage: Eukaryota; Metazoa; Cnidaria; Anthozoa; Malacalcyonacea; Plexauridae. The record is from the annotation of a GenBank genome assembly.
AUGCCACUGAAGACUGUGAAGAUUCAUCAAAAUGAUCAACCUUUGAUGAACAGCAACCUGACACGUUUGAUUAAAAAAAGACAAAAGGCUCUUGCGCGGAACAAACAUGCUUUUUAUAAACAGUUAAGGAAUAAAGUAAAUCGAUCUGGGAAAAACUGCCGUAAAUUAUAUUAUGAAGCUAAGGUGAAAGAACUCAAACACACUAAACCUAAAGACUGGUGGAAGGAGGUGAAACGUCUCUGUGGUCAUCAACAAAAGUCGACGAGUAAUAUCUUUGCAAAUCUGCAACAAGAUACACAAGACCUUGAUUCACUUAGUAACUUCAUAAAUGACUGUUUCUUGGAACCUAUGUGCGACUACCAGCCACUAUCUGAUAGUACCACUACCAUGACCGAUAAUAAUAGUAUAAUUUGUUUGACUGAAGAAGAAGUUUUUAAAUCGUUAAAUG